AUGUCCUCACCAACCCCUUCAGCCACAGCACAGCAGCAGCGCGAAGCUCGGGCCGCGGUUAUAGCAUCGCUCUCUUCAAUCGGUACGUCGGUUGAUGCCGACCUCCGCACGCGCACGGCGGAUCUGCACGCCAACUCAGCAGCGAUCGCCAGGCAAGAGAGGGAGCUUGCAAAGCAGACUGCAGUGCUGCAGAAGGAGGGAGACAAGUGGCAGAAGCUCGGCGAUACGAGCACGAAGAAGCUGAACGAGAUCGGAGACGUGCAGAACUGGGCGGAGAUGCUGGAGAGGGACUUGCUGGUGUUAGAGGAGACUGUCAGAUUGGUGGAUGAGGAGAGGGCAGGCGCUGGGCAGAGGAGAAGCAAGUAA
Molecule: messenger RNA, 366 nt
Organism: Boeremia exigua
Lineage: Eukaryota; Fungi; Ascomycota; Dothideomycetes; Pleosporales; Didymellaceae
Exons: 1
Coding region: 1-366 (121 amino acids)
Biological process (GO): endosomal transport
Cellular component (GO): BLOC-1 complex
Source: RefSeq, a predicted model, not a curated record